Uncinocarpus reesii 1704 is the source of this 564-nucleotide messenger RNA. Its product is annotated as 30S ribosomal protein S12. Gene Ontology annotation, molecular function: structural constituent of ribosome. Gene Ontology annotation, biological process: translation. Gene Ontology annotation, cellular component: ribosome; small ribosomal subunit. Lineage: Eukaryota; Fungi; Ascomycota; Eurotiomycetes; Onygenales; Onygenaceae. Bases 1 to 564 code for a protein of 187 amino acids. The transcript is spliced from 3 exons. The record is from RefSeq and is a predicted model, not a curated record.
AUGCCUCCAACACCAUCCGCAACCACAAUUCGCCUCCUCAGGCACCUCAUCUGCCGCCAAUUCCCCUCUCCCGCCUCCCACCCCAUCCGCGCUGCCUCCCCGUUCCUCUCCCGCAACACACCACUCACCACCCUUCUCCGCCAGAAACCGCAAAUCGCACAUUUCUCCAGCACACCCCGUCCACAAGCAACAUUCAACCAAGUUCGACGCGGAUGCCGUCAGGAACAAAAGGCGCGCAAGCCGCGGUCGCCGGCGCUCGUCAACCGGCCAGCGAUGAAGGGCGUGUGUCUCAAGACGGGUAUCACGAAGCCCAAGAAGCCUAAUUCUGGAGAGAGGAAGAUUGCGAGGAUUCGAUUAAGUAGUGGGAGACUGAUAACAGCGUAUAUUCCUGGUGAAGGACAUAAUAUCCAACAACAUAGCGUGGUUCUGGUUCGGGGAGGCAGAGCUCAAGAUUGUCCCGGUGUGAGAUACCACGUUGUGCGUGGAGCUUUAGAUCUUGCUGGCGUUGGUGGCCGUAUAACUAGCAGGUCGAAAUACGGAACGAAGAAGCCGAAAACGGCAUAA